AUGUCAUCCGACUUCGGUGUGCACCAGUUGUUGAUGCCAUUCGACGGCAAUCAGCCGGGUCCAUCAAGGAUCAUGGUUGAAUCGCCUACAAAUACACCUCCAACCACGGAUCCGUCAGAUCUCCUUCGACUUUUGAGUGAAGGAAAUGGAUCAUCUGACUCCCCAAAGACCCAUUUUGAACGAGUUCUUAAUAGUACGGUUGAUUUGCACGAUAACACCUCUUCAAUGGCACUGGACGGUACCGGUCCCUUCUCGCUGGGAAUGGAUCUCUCAAUGUUCGGAGAUCUUAGCGGUGCCGGAGCGCUCAGAAACUCAUCAAAAACGUUGAAAUGUCCAAAGUGUAACUGGCAUUACAAAUAUCAGGAGACUUUAGAGAUUCACAUGAAGGAAAAACAUUCAGAUGGUGAGGUGAAAUGCGGGUACUGUGCUGAGAAUCGUGUACAUCCAAAGCUUGCACGAGGUGAAAGCUAUUCGUGUGGCUAUAAACCUUACAGAUGUGAACUCUGCAAAUACAGUACGACAACGAAAGGGAAUUUAAGCAUUCAUAUGCAAAGUGAUAAACAUCUUCACGCAGUCCAAGAGCUACCAAGCAGUAUUGCUUCAUUAUCUUGCCCGCCGGCUCGUUCACCGCCUCAGGAUGGCGAUCGUUCGUUAGUUUGCGUCGUUUGUGGAUGUUUCACCACCGAUGAUUUGGAAGAAAUGAUUGCACACGCAGAUAAGGACCGAUCUCGUCCAUCACAUGGCGAUAUAUCGAUGAGCGGCGGUGUGUUUCGAUGUCAUCUUUGUCCGUAUCACACGAAUUUAAAGGCGAAUUUCCAACUUCAUACACGAACCGAUAAACAUUUGCAGCGAGUACAAAUGGUUAAUCACAUCCGCGAGGGCACCUCCGCGUCAUCAGCUCUGUGCCGAAUCGGAAACGCAAAGACAGUUUUUCAAGUGCUGUGCCGUCCGUGUCAGGAGCUUUUGCCAAGUGCUUCAUCGUUACGAGAUCAUAGCGAGAGUAUCACACAUCGCACAAACCUUCGGCAACCGAUUACGCAUUACAAAUGUCGGUUGUGUUCCUUUGACACACCGCAUAAACAAGACGCUAUCGGCCACAUGACGUGCCACGAACCGAGCACCUGGCCAAGAAAUACUAUAGAUUUCAAUGCGACGACGAUGAGCGAGGAUGCGGCGUACGCUUGUGCCAGCUGUGGAUUCACAACGAAGGACGCGCAAAUGUUGGAAGAACAUGCGCGUUCACACGAGGAAGGCGAGCAAUGUCCGCUAUGUUCGGAUCGUACGCAAAAACUCACUGAGCAUCUGAUUCAGGAACACAAAAUCGCCGAGUCUGCGGUGGAACGGUUGCUCGCUGUGCAUCGCCCAGAACCAUCCAGCUCGGGCAACUUCACCUUCCGCUGCGGACAGUGCACGAUGGCGUUUCGAUCCGAGUCCGCGUUACGAUCGCAUUCAAUUUUACAUCUUUUCGCACCUACACAACGAUGUUCACUUUGUCAGAAGAGUUGCUCCGACGAUGAGGAGCUCAAGGCUCACAUGGAAGCCGAGCAUCCGCAAGAGGACGAGACUUCAAGAUGUGAUCUAUGCGCGGAAACCUUUACGUCUCGAGCGUCGCUAAUAGCGCACAUCAAUUCAGUUCGGCAUUUACAUCGGGCGAAAAAACAACUUGAGGCGCAAGGUUCUGUGGAUUUAAGUUCGCAGGUGCUGGCAGCGCUUCAAAGCCCACCCAGUCCUGGCGAGAAGAAACCGUUCCGUUGUAACGUGUGCAAGAUCGGAUACGGUCAAGGAGCCACUUUGGAUAUACAUCUGAGGUCAGUCGCUCAUCAGUCGCGAAUGAGUAAAAUCGCCGACUUGGUCAGCGCCGGCGAUGUGGACCCGUCGAAGCCGGUGCUCGAACAACCCGGCGGACCAGCGCAAAAGAUCAUACGAGAACUGUUGGGCCGUGACGAUGAGCCAUCGAACGCAGCGCAACAACAAAAUGUGAUGACAAUGUUCAACAUCAUGAAUAUGCUGAUGGGUCAAAAUGCCGGCAUCCAACUACCGACAUUUCCCACCUCACAACAGCAGAAUUCAAGUGGAGUGAACACUCCUGAAGCUGAGGAGGAGGUUGCCGCACCGAGGAACGCUUUCGGCUUAGUCGCAAUGGUGAAAGCUUUCGGCGAAGAGAGACUGAUCUCAGCGUCGACUUCACUUGCCGGGAAGUUGUCGCGAAUGGGUGAAAUCCCCGACGCGUCCGUGGAACAGCUAGCAGCUGUGGAUUGUCUGCAAUGUUCGGAGAGGUUACCAUCUAUUCUAGCAUUGUCUACACACCACGAAGUGGCUCACUCUGCCGCCAUUCCCGAUUCAACCGUUCAGCUCUUCGCCGAACGGCUUGCCGAAGCAAUCCCAGACGCUCCAACACAAACUAACGGCCAUCAUCCAUCACCAGCCGCGAGUCGCGCAGCAAAAGACGACGGAGAACCGCCGGAAAAACGGCCACGAUCCCAAGCAAACGUCGCCGAUCCAUCUAAACCAGAUCUUGCUCAAAUGGCUAUGCUCACAAUGAUGGGCAGUUUUCCCUUCCUGCCACCAAAUCCAUUAGGUGGUUUUGUUCCAGGCAUGGGAGAGUUCUUCAAUCCUUUAGUGGCUCAACAGAUGCAACAGCUUUCAUCUUCACCGGCGAAACGUGCCCGAACGCGAAUCACCGACGAUCAGCUGAAAAUUUUGAGGCAAUAUUUUGACAUCAACAACAGUCCAUCCGAGUCACAAAUCAAGGAAAUGUCGAUAAAAGCUGGAUUACCUGAGAAAGUCAUCAAACAUUGGUUUAGAAACACUCUGUUCAAGGAACGGCAACGGGACAAGGAUUCUCCGUAUAACUUCAGUGUUCCUCCUCAGAUGGGCAUCGAUUUGGACACAUACGAAAAGACCGGCGAAACGAAAGUUGUGCCGCUAUCAAAUACGGAGUCUAGACGCGAACCAUCACCGAAACCAGCUGAAACACCAACGGUACCACCGUUGAAUUUGCAGGCGAUGAUGCAACAAAUGCAACAUGCGAAUCCUUUUCAGUUCAUGGAUCCAUCCGGAAUGAUUCCUGGACCGAUGGCACAAUUGUCGCAAACAAGUACGUCAGGACGUCGUGCGAAUCGAACUCGGUUCACAGAUUACCAGCUGAGAACACUACAACAAUUUUUUGACAAACAGGCAUACCCAAAGGAUGACGACUUAGAGGUACUUAGCAAAAAAUUGCAAUUAAGCCCCAGGGUAAUUGUUGUCUGGUUUCAAAAUGCUCGACAAAAGGCUCGCAAGAUAUACGAGAACCAGCCGAAUCAUGAGAAUGCGGAUCGAUUUGUGCGAACUCCCGGUUGCAAUUUUCAGUGUAAACGGUGCAAUCUUGUCUUCCAACGUUAUUAUGAACUAAUUCAACACCAACAGAAGAAAUGCUAUAAGGACGACUGCCUCGCUCAGGCUAAUGACAACAAAAUAGUAGAAGAAUCGCUGACGGACGAAGAGAAGGCGCAACUUAUCCAACAGACUGCACUUGCUAGUAUAAACGACGCUAAACCAGCGGAUCUUGUGAAACUUUUAGGUGCUAGCAAAUCAAGCACAGAAGCAUUGCUGAAGCUGUGUGAAUCCGCAAACCCUUCGCCUUCUUCGUUUCACAAGCGAUGCCCCUUUUGUGGAUUACUGUUUCGAAGCAAGCAAGCCCUACAAGAACACAUUCCUGCACGUCAUCCGCAACAACAUUCUGUCACACCCCUCGAUGUCGAUCUGCUUCCGAACGCCGAAGAUGUGAGCAUGGUGCCGGUAUUGAUCCCUCCGCCAACGCCCGAAAACAAAGACUUGGCUGGUGUUCUUGAUCUUAGUAGCGCAUCCCAAGAACGUGACACUCUGUCAAUGUCACCAUUCUUGGGACAAUCCGAUGAUGAUCCUUCGGAAUUCGUUGAGGAAAAUCCGAGCUCAUUUGGUGCUGGCAUGACACAAUCUCGAUCGCCUACCAGUAAUAAACGCUACCGUACACAUCUCACACCAACACAAGUUCAUGUUAUGAAAAGUGUGUUUGGCGAUUAUAAAACCCCAUCAAUGACGGAAUGUGAAGCGUUAGGACGGGAAAUUGGUCUCCAUAAACGUGUGGUACAAGUAUGGUUUCAAAAUGCUCGUGCAAAGGAACGAAAAACUCGUACCGCAUCUACUAGUGGAGAAGAAGAGCACACGCGUUCCACUUCAACUUCUUGCACAAUGUGCGGUGUCGAGUACAGCGGACGUGUAACAAUGCAGGAUCAUCUUUUCUCCUUACAACAUCUUGCCGUUCUAAAAUCUCAACUGCGAAGCGAUACCGGACAUGCUGACACUCCAUCCUCAGCUUUCCCCAGUGAGAAUGGCAACGAAAGACGGCCGCCAACUACUAGACCAAAUAAAACUCCAGUGCAGCCGGCUCAAAUAACAAGUCUUAAUUUAAACGGGUUUCCGUUCAAUUUUAUGAACGGAAUAAUGUCAGGAGGUCUUCCUCUAGUUUAUGAUCCAGCAAUGUUUGGCACACCUGUGUCGAUGCUUCAAAUUCCUGAAACAGUGAAAUUACGCAUCAAAUCAGACAUCACUGCCGGUCUUUCUUCUUCGCGCUUUACUCAAGACGGUUUGAGCGUGGAUGAUUUGAGGCAAAAGUUGGAUUCCAACGAUGCACAAACGUUGGCCGAGAAAGAGGUUGAGGUUGGUUGGGCUUGCACAUCCUGUACAAACGUCUUCCAACAAGAGGCUCUCCUGAAGAAUCAUCAAAGAUCCGUCUGUCAAGGAACUGAAGCGGUGUUCACCCUGGUGCAAAUACACUACGAAUGCAACGUGUGCUCUUGCAAAGUAGGCACACAGGCCGAGUAUCGAUCCCACUGCGAAACAGCCGAACAUCACACAAAUGUACAAACGUCUACAGGCAGUGGUGGUGGUCCAUCGGCUCAAUAA
This is a messenger RNA of Necator americanus (New World hookworm), 4926 nucleotides long. RefSeq lists its product as uncharacterized. The coding region runs from base 1 to 4926 and encodes 1641 amino acids. The record is from RefSeq and is a predicted model, not a curated record. Gene Ontology annotation, cellular component: nucleus. Gene Ontology annotation, biological process: regulation of transcription by RNA polymerase II. The transcript is spliced from 41 exons. NCBI's taxonomy places the organism in Eukaryota, Metazoa, Nematoda, Chromadorea, Rhabditida, Ancylostomatidae. Gene Ontology annotation, molecular function: RNA polymerase II cis-regulatory region sequence-specific DNA binding; zinc ion binding; DNA-binding transcription factor activity, RNA polymerase II-specific.